AUGGCGAUUGUCAACAUUGUUACUGCUUCAACCGGUCUACUAUUUUUUAUUUCCUGCUAUUUACUGACUCAAAAAGUUUUGAACAAACAUUUUACUGCAAAUCUUAACAAACAUGACAUCGCCAAUGUAUCGGAAAAAAUUGUUUGUAGUAUACAGGCAGUAUGUUCAUGUAUAGCAGGUUUUAUAAUAGCUAGAUCUUGUCAUGAUGUAAUUUAUGACCAACACUGGUUAUCAAAUGGAUAUGCUUGUUUUGCUCUGCCAUAUUUCAUAUUUGAUUGUUGGGCUAUGUACACCACUCAUUAUCAUGAGCAUCAGGGGAUUUUAAAACAUAAAGAUGUAAUCAACAGACUCUACCAUUUUGUGAUAAAUACUAAACUAUUGCUAAUCCACCAUGUUGUGUUUCCUAUCAUAUUUUUUCCUAUUUUAAUGUUUAUUCGAGGAGGAAAGGGAGAUUUUUUUGUUGGUGUAUUUUAUAUGAUAGAGAUCACAGUGCCAUUUAUUAGUGCCAGGCAAAUUAUGUUACAGUUGAAGUUAACAGACUAUCCGUCCUACUCUGUUGUUGGUCUAUCUAUGAUUGCAGUUUUCUUUAUAAGCAGAAUUUUAGUCUUUCCUUAUUUAUAUUUUUGUUAUGCCAAAUAUGCCAAAAUAUCAUUUUUAGAUGUAUUCACACAUAUACCAGUAAAGUGUAAUAUAGGUUGUUUGGCUCUUCUUUUACCACAGAUAUAUUGGUUAAGUUUAAUGAUAAAAGGUGCAAUAAAAUUUUUCACAAAGCCAAAAUUCAAAUUAAAUGGCUCAUCGUUUUUUAAUAAGAUAAGUUGAUUAUCAUAUAAGAGAGAUUCAAGAGGGUGUUCAAGCCUUUGUAUGCUCUUAGGGAUCAGGAAACCAGUACAAUUGACAAUCAACUAGUCACUAUUCAACAGAAGGCACUGACACAGGGUUAGUCUGUGAUUCCUGUGAUUCCAAAAGUGUACCAUUUGGUCAAAUUUCCCAGGAAUUACAGGAAUGGAACCAAAUGAUAGAGUGUC
This is a messenger RNA of Lottia gigantea (owl limpet), 1025 nucleotides long. RefSeq lists its product as hypothetical. Bases 1 to 819 code for a protein of 272 amino acids. The transcript has 6 exons. The record is from RefSeq and is a predicted model, not a curated record. Gene Ontology annotation, biological process: lipid homeostasis. NCBI's taxonomy places the organism in Eukaryota, Metazoa, Mollusca, Gastropoda, Lottiidae. Gene Ontology annotation, cellular component: endoplasmic reticulum; membrane.